This is a messenger RNA of Sodiomyces alkalinus F11, 726 nucleotides long. RefSeq lists its product as hypothetical. Bases 278 to 661 code for a protein of 127 amino acids. Lineage: Eukaryota; Fungi; Ascomycota; Sordariomycetes; Glomerellales; Plectosphaerellaceae. The transcript has a single exon. The record is from RefSeq and is a predicted model, not a curated record.
UCCAUUAUGCCCUGUGAAGGCCUGUGAUGCCCAUUCAUUCACCAUACUGCCCUGGCGGCCCAGAAGAGGGGCUGUCCAUGUCUGGGAAUCUGCAGUCAUGACAGGAGUCAAGGUCAUACCGGGAGGAAAGACGAGUUUUGGAGUCGCCAGAGCAGCACUGGUCGAAGCCGGUGCUGCUUUGGUCUUCUUGGACUCUCCGGAAUCGGUCUUCUUCCUACUCUUUGUCUUGCCGGGUUGGGCAGCAGAAGACUUGGGGGGGUUUUUGUAGUCAAUUUCGAUGUUUCGAAGGGCAUACCUCCAAGCUUGUUGGACAGCCGGGUCUUCAACUCCGCUUGACUUUCUUGACUGCCGAAACUCGUGUAGAACUUCAUGUUUGGCGAUUCGAAAGGUGGAGAUGAAGUCGCACCAGCGGCGGAUUUCAAGGGGACGGUCUGCGGAGUUCUUCAACUUGAGGCGGGGAAUCUGCUUUGCCAACCACUCGGAAGAAAUUGUCAGGACAUUCUGGUCAGUGAUGGUUCCUUCUUGUCUAUUCUUUCUCAGAAGAUCUUCGACGUGGUCCUGGGAUAUACGGCCAAGUUCCUGGAUGGACUCGAACCCCAAGACUGCAAGUAGUUCUGAAAUCGUCAUGAUGUAUAUGGCAGAGUUCUUCCCCCAAAACUGAGAAAGUGUUGGCGGGAGGAGCGACGAGGAGCAGGAACAGUAAUGCAAUGCGCGAAGGGAAGGGGG